GCGAUGAGGAAAUAAUCCCUCCCGGUCACUGCCCGAGGGCAGUCCGGAAGCCAGCAGCGCCUGCGCGGGCGCUGUCCUUCCUCGGGUCGAGGAUGCGCGCGCAGCGCUUUCCGCCUCCCGGAAGUUUACGCGGGACAACUAAGAAGGUCUCUUCUAAGAUGGAGUUUCCAGCCCAGGGAAUCUGAAGGCCAGACUGUGACCCCAUUAAGAAUUCCAUCAUGUGGAAACCCUGACCCUGAGUACCUCAGAAUGUGGCCGUAUUUGGAGAUAGGGCCUUUAAAGAGCAUGAUCACCUUCUGUCCAAACUGUGGCAAAAAUAUCGAAGCGACAUUCAAAUUCUGCCCCUACUGUGGGAAACCUUUGCCUGUGGAGGAGCAUGAAGGGUGCCAGACCUUUGUCAGACCGCUUACGUCAUCCUUCCGAGGCUCAAAGAGAAAGAGGAACACCAGUUCUGAAAGCUCUUCCAAGAAAGUGAGAUGGUCUAGCACUGUCACCUCUUCCUCGUCAUCCGUCUUCUCUGAUGGUGACAGUUCUGGGUCUGAAGAUACCUUGAGACCCUGUGAGAGACCCAAAGGGUCCUGGAGCAGACCCCCAACCCCCAAAAGCAGCCCACAGGCGACCAGGCAAAGCCCUCAGACCCUGAAGCGGAGCCGGGUGACAACCUCGCUUGAGGCUUUGCCCACAGGGACGGUGGUGACAGACAAGAAUGGGCGACACUGGAAACUGGGAUCCCUCCAGACCAGGGACAGCCAGGGCAUUCUCUAUAAAGCCGAGCCUGUCUCCACCUUCACCUGCAAGUCAAGUCCGCAGAAACAAAGAUUCUCGCUUAAACUAGAUGCCAAGGAUGGGCGCUUGUUCAUUGAGCAGAACUUCUUCCAGCGGGCGGCCAAGCCUUUGCAAGUGCACAAGUGGAAGAAGCUGAACUCGACCCCCCUCCUGGCCAUCCCCACCUGUGUCGGUUUUGGCAUUCACCAGGACAGGUACAGGUUCUUGGUGUUUCCCACCCUGGGGAGGAGCCUUCAGUCGGUCCUGGAUGACAACCCAAAGCAUAUAAUGUCGGUGAGGUCUGUGUUCCAGAUGGCCUGCCGGCUGCUGGAUGCCCUGGAGUUCCUCCAUGAGAAUGAGUACGUCCAUGGAAAUGUGACAGCUGAGAACAUCUUUGUUAAUCCAGAGGACCUGAGCCAGGUGAUGCUGGGAGGCUAUGGUUUCACCUUCCGCUAUGCCCCCGGUGGCAAACACGUGGCCAAUGUGGAAGGCAGCAGGAGCCCACAUGAGGGGGACCUUGAGUUCAUUAGCCUUGACCUACACAAGGGAUGUGGGCCCUUCCGCCGCAGCGACCUCCAGACCCUGGGCUACUGUUUGCUGAAGUGGCUGUACGGGAUCCUGCCAUGGACAAACUGCCUUCCCAACACCGAAAAGAUCAUGAAGCUGAAACAGAAGUUUCUUGACAACCCGGAGGCCCUCGUGGGACAGUGCAGUCGCUGGAUCAGUCCCUCAGAGACCCUGCAGGAGUACCUGAAGGUGGUGAUGGCCCUGAAGUACGACGAGAAGCCGCCCUACACCAUGCUGAGGAACAAUCUAGAAGCCCUGCUGCAGGAUCUGCGGCUGUCAGCCUACGACCCCCUGGACCUCCAGAUGAUACCAUAGAUCUUUCAACUCAUGGUUUGAAAUAGAAAAAAACCCAAACAAGAAAUGUGACUCAAGGCCUGCUGUAGUAUCACAGAUACGCUUCUAGAAAGAUCCCUUGAAUGUGCACGCCUGCUGCUUCUUUAAGCAUCACUAUGAAUCAGUCUUGAUUAGCAUCAGGGAACCCAGCAGUUAAGCUCCAGAUAAUGUGAAUUCCUCCUUUCGAUUGUCUCAUCCUUUCAGCCAUCGUCACCUACCAGCCUCUGGGGUUGUGGACAGAGAAGACCCCCAGCUCAUGGUCGGGGGUGAGCCAGCCCCCUCAGUCGGCACCCUUCCCGCUACUAUUGACACUACUAUGAUUUGGUAAUAAAUUGUUUCGUUGGAGCUUGGAUAGUAGAGUGUCUACAAAAGAAGCUCCUUUUGGAAAA
Messenger RNA from Lynx canadensis (Canada lynx), 2054 nucleotides. It is a transcript of the gene VRK3, whose product is annotated as VRK serine/threonine kinase 3. The record is from RefSeq and is a predicted model, not a curated record. Gene Ontology annotation, molecular function: protein serine/threonine kinase activity; ATP binding. NCBI's taxonomy places the organism in Eukaryota, Metazoa, Chordata, Mammalia, Carnivora, Felidae. The transcript is spliced from 16 exons. Gene Ontology annotation, cellular component: cytoplasm; nucleus. Gene Ontology annotation, biological process: signal transduction; peptidyl-serine phosphorylation. Bases 250 to 1647 code for a protein of 465 amino acids.